CGGAGCGGGCAGGGCUGGCAGCGCCCGCAGCCCACCAUGCUCUGGCUGGGAGCCCAGCUCACCGGGGCACGAUGCUUGCUGCUCUGCCUGCUCCUGGCCAUCCUCGGAGCCCAGCCUGGCUGGGCGGGGAGGCCCAAAGCCCUGCCGUGCCAGCAGAGCCCCACGAAGCUGUCAUGCAAGGGUGCCGGCCUGCACAGGUUUCCAGAGGAGCUCAGCCAAGGAGUGAAGUACCUCGAGCUCUCCAACAACUUCAUCCGAAACCUGUCGGAGAGCCACAUGAGUGGGUUUGGGCAGCUCGAGCACCUGGACCUGCGCUCCAACCAGCUGGAGGCGGUGUCGGGAGCCGCCCUGGCUCAGCUCCCCCGGCUGCGCUCUCUCCUCCUGGGCUCCAACCGCCUGGACCGCAAUUACCUGGCUAACGGGGCAGCCUUCGGCUUGCUCGGCAACAUCGAGGUGCUGGACCUGUCGGCGAACAACCUGGAGAGCCACAUGGCGGGCUGGUACCUCAGCAGCCUCCCCACGCUGAAGAAGCUGGACCUGUCCGGGAACAGGAUGACGAGGCUGCCCGCGGGCAUCUUCUGGAGCACGCCGCAGCUGAGCGAGCUCAACCUCAGCAACAACUACAUCAUGGAAAUCGAGGAGGGAGCCUUUGGGGCUCUAGAGGAGCUGGAGGUGGUGAACCUGGCCUUCAAUUCCCUUCACUGCAUCUCUGGCUUCAGCCUCAGGCAGCUGCGAGUUUUAAACCUGAGCCACAACGCGCUGGAGCUCUUCGUGUCGGAGGAGGGCGAGGAACCCUACCUGCUUCAGGUGCUCGACCUGAGCCACAACAGGCUCCUCUAUUUUCCGGAGCUCCCCAGAGCGCAUUACCUCACGCACUUAAACCUCUCCAACAACCUCAUUGCCUCGCUGGCCCCGAGCUCAGGCCUCCCGGCAGCGCUCACGCUGCACUACGACGAGAUGGGGAGGUUUAACGGGUCCUCCGGCACCGCGGCUGGCCUCACCCGCGUGGCCAACUUGGAUCUCAGCAAUAACCAGCUGCAGCUCUUCCCAUUUGCUUUCUUCCGUGGCCUGAGCUCUCUGCACAACCUCAGCGUGGCCAUGAAUUGUCUCCAGGACGUAACGAGGGAGACACUUACAGGUGGCGCAGCAGGGGACAGCGUGGCCACGUUGCAGGGGAACGUGUCCCUCUCCGUGCGCUUCCUGGAUCUCCACGACAACCUCCUCCGCGCCUUGCCGCCUUGGUUCUUUGAUUUUCUGCCCCAGCUGGAGACGAUCGACCUGGGCUCCAACAGCCUCCAGCCCUGUGAGAGCCGGGGAGGUGACCGCGGGGGGACGUCGGGAGGGGACCCUCAGGGGGCAGGACCCUGCACCGCCUUCUCCAACGUCCCCCAGCUGAAGCACCUCAGCCUCUCCAGGAACAACAUCACCCGGCUGCAGCCCUACGCCUUCAACCAGACCUCGCUGCUCUCCCUGGACCUGUCGGAGAACGGGGGCUUGGCCCUGCCCAGGACAGCCCUGGGGGGGCUGGAGCUCUCCCUGCAGGAGCUCUGGCUGCGGGGCAACCAGAUGGGGGACGGCUCGGCAGAUCUGCCCUGCCUGGGCGCCCUCAAAUCCUUGGACCUGUCGGGCAAUCGCUUCAGCCUUUUGCCCGCGGGGCUUCUCUGCUCCCCGCUGGAAAGCCUGGACGUCCGAGACAACAACCUGCCGGCGCUGGCCGAGCUGGCCGUGGCGAGCUGGGCUCGCAGCCUGCGGGUGCUGUGGGUGGCCGGGAACCCUUUCAGCUGCUGCGGGCUGGGCUGGCUGGAUGUGCUGCGGGCGGCACGCGUGCGCCUGCCCGACCUGGACCGGGCGCUCUGCGCCUACGGCCACCGCCGCGGCAACUUCUCGGCCCCGCUCAGCAGCCACCCCUGGGGGCCCUGCCCGCGUCCCAAAGGGGCUCUGGCGGUGCUGCUGGUGGUGCUGAGCAUCCUGCUGUGCCUGGGUUACGGCGCAUGCUGCCUCCUGAGGAAGGGGCAGAAGCCGCCGGGGUGCGGGGCUGCGCGGGGCAGCAAUGGGGGCGGCUUCGUGCCCCAUCCCAGAACGGGGCAGGCAGCCAAGGAGAGGCCAGCAGAUGGUGACACUAAAGUGUAGGCGGGUGCUGGGAGCUGCAGCUGUUGGUCAGAAUGCUAAUUGUUAUUAAUAUUAUUAUUAAUAUUAAUUUGGGCACACGUUUCCACAUCUUGCAUGGUUUGCAGAGCGACGUCGGGGCUGAGCCCAGCGCUGGGCAGGCACCAGGAGGGGCUGGGUUCCUGCAGCCCCCUCGCUCUUGAGAAGGAAGGUGUCCCCGUCCACGCUACUUUGUGGAAGAAAUUAAAUAAUUAAUAAUGAAAUGAUACUUAAAUAAGUAGCCGCAGGGGGGGUCCUGCCCUGCCCUCCAAUGUUUUCAGCACUAAGGAGACGAAAACCCAGCUGGUGCUGCUCUGUCCCUGCUGAAAGCCGCUGUGAGAAGGUGGCUGCCCGCACAGCCUCGCGGCUCUCCCACCAUCCAGGGCCGGGGACCAGCUCUGGGAAAGGGAAAAUAUCAGGGCGUGCCAAAAACCUCGUGUUUCACAUCUCUCUGCUUCCACCUUGAAAGUCCCCAGCCGGCCCAGCGUGCGCCACCUCCUCGUCCACACACCUGUUGUGCUGGGGGAUGUGAGAGCAAAAGGGCUUGGAAUUCACUCAAAAUCCCAAUUACCUCUUUCCUUUUUUAAUUUUUUUUUUUCUUCUCAAGCUUAUCAUGGUUUUACUGUGAAGCAAAGGGCAUUUCUGAGAGCAAAAAGAUUCGUGGUGCAGGGUAAGAGGGGUGGAAGAGAGCUGCUGGCUUAGCCAAGGGGCUGGAGAGGCUGCCAGGGCAGGGGGCAACGAGCCUUAAAGGAAAAAAAAGCCUGGAGAAGCUUUUCCUUGGUUCAAACCGAGGUUAAGAGAUCUGUAGAAUUUGGAGGUUUGAGCAAAUAAAUGAUUAUGUCAAAAUGUCCUGGGUUUGUGCCAAGCUGUAAGGGUAUAAAUCGGAGCCUGACAGAGAGCAGCGGUGGUUAAAAUCUUCUGACCGUUUACAACUUUUCUAGAGAAUUAGUUGAGAAAUCCAGCAAAACUAAUUCUUUCCAGUGGAAAGCUUUCGCAUUUCACUGAAUCAGUCCGUUUUCAGAGCAAAAUAGAUUUUAUCAGGAAUUCCCAGCUAGCUGUUCUGCUAACCCAUGUGGAAAUUACCUCGUCUGCGACCAGCCCGAAUUCAGAGCACGGUUUUUGUGUUUUCCCUUUUUCUCGGUGCGGGAUGCCCUUCGGGGUGCUGCCCGGUGUGCUGAGCUGCCCCUCUCCCCUGCUCCGUGUUUCACCCACCAGAGGAGCCCACGUGCGUGCACACCGCCGCCGAAGGUAUCCCUUUUAUUGAAUUUUUUUGGGGUGAUGUUUCCGUGCUCCCACGGGCUCUGGGGAAGCACCGUCCCGGCACAGCAGCCGGGCUCCCCGUGGCAGGCUGGGUUUGAUGUCCCUUUGGGAUGGGACAAGGGGCUGGUGGCAGCUUCCCCGUGCCAGCGGCCGGUCCCUCCCUUUCGCAGGACUUUGCCACCCCUGCUUUCCAUUAUCGCUCGCUGCCACAGCCCCUUCUGCGUGACUCAACAAAACUCCCGCCAGCUAUUUCCAUCCCGCUUGGCGAGGCCGGGCGUGUUAUUCAUGACACUUUCUUCCUCUCUGGUGGGGCUCCGGCCGGCCGGGGACCUGCCGCCGAACCUCCGGCACGCAGCCUGCCCAGCCCGCAGACGCUGGCAGGGAAAGGGGCUGGGAAAGCAGCUCCCAAACCCUGCGGCAGCUUCGCUCAUCCCAGGCUCGCAGGCAGAUGUUGUGCAGCUGGGUGCCCCCACCCUGCGGUCCUGGGGCCCUGGGGACAGGGCGUGCUGCCGCAGCCGGCCCCAAUCCCAGCAGCACGGAGAUGUCCCCAGGUGCCCCGUUCCCCUCCAGCGUGAGCCACCCCAGCUGCAAGGCACCGCUGGUCCAGGCACAGCACCCUCUGGGUGCGGAGGGGAAGCGGGCAGGUGGUGUCCCCGUGCUCCUGGGGGUGCUGAGCUGAUGGAGCAGCUCCUGGCAGGUCGCUGCCACCCACGGAGCGCUUCUGGGUAUCCGUCCCGUGCUGAGGUCACCGCCUGAGCGCAUCGGAAAGAGGAAGGGGGGCGGUUUCCCUGCAGGAAAGCAGCGUCCUGCAGCGGGUCGGUCACCUGCUGCCACCGCGGCCACCACCAGUGCCACCAACCCAGGUCCCAUCUGUGUCCCCAGGACAGGGCUGGAGGUGGCCGGGACACCCGCAGCCAGGCUGGAUGCCCGCGUGCCACCACCCCUGGUGUCACUGAAGCUGUCACAGCCUCCCGGACACAGGGCUGGGGUUCCUCCCUGGCGCAUAGGUGAGCGUGGGGUGCGGAGGGCGCUGUCUUCUCCAGGGGCUUGAGAGGAGCACCUGGAGGGAGGGAGCCCGUGGAGGAUCCUCAGGUGAAGCUUUAAGCUUCCCGAGGGACUGCAAGCUGGGGCGAUGCGCGGUGAGGGAUCGCCAAGUGCUUGCCCAGUUCACAAACCGGAGGGACCCAACUGGUCACCGCUUCACUUUCUACCCCAGGAGCUGCCUUUUGCUGGGCCGGGAACCCCCUUCCUCAGCCUCCUGCUGCCCCCACGGCAGCCCGACGUGGAAGUGGAAGGGGUAUUUUUAGUGCUCGCCCUGCGCUUGCUUCAAGGAUGGAGCUAAGAGGAACUGACAUCAAACGAAGCGUUGCGUUUGCUUUAAAAGGAAGCCUUUUUUUUUCCUGCCACUCAGUCAUCGCUAAACGUUUCUGCGAAGAGGUGAAAAUCACCUCUUGUAGGAGGCAGACGGAGGUUGGCAUCAGAAGCCUGCGGACGCUGUGCCCUGUGCUGGCAGCGGCUUCUCAGGAACCCGCCUGCGUCCUGCAGUCACCUUGCGCCCAAAAACACACCCGAGGAAGCAAAGUCCCUCGGAGAUCAACACUUGUGACUCGGAUUUGGGGGGAGAUGGUGGCCCUUAAGAGCAAAGCCGCUGGCCAGAAGGUGGCAACAUGCCCUCUCCCAUCGGGGCCUGGCACGAAGCUUGCCCUGAGAAGAGCUCUGCCCUGGUUGGGAAGCUCUGACCCUGCUCAGACCCAGUGUGGCUCCAGCAGCGCUGCGGUUUCACCUAGCCCCAGGUCAAUAAAACCAAAAUUUGGGGUGCAAAGCCCCGGAGCCCUGGAGGACACCGCGCUGAACGUGGGCCAGCGAUGCGCCCUCGCAGCACAGCAGGCUGGUGCUGUCUGCUAACUGGGAGGCACUGGGAGGCACUGGGAGGCACUGGAGCAGGCUGGCAGGGUUAUCUCUGCUUGGCAAUUCCAACGUGCGCUGGGUUCAACGCUGACCUCCCUGCGAGGCUGCGCGCAUGAUGCACGGAAAAGCACCCGAUCCCCUCCCGGCCCCACCAAGAGCAGCUUUUCCUGGUCCAAAAAUUCCUCAUCCCUCCAGAAGCUGCUCAGAUUUCCCCGCGAUGUCCCCCUCCAGGCGCAAGGCAUUUCCCCAUUCCCCAGGGCUGCGAAAGGGAACUUACAGAGGAAAACAUUUCACAAGAUCAGAAUCUUCAGGGCUGGAGCGAAAAGGGCCCGUACGGGGCCAGCGGGAGGGAGAAGUGGGGACACCGCAGCUGGUUCUGGCCAAGGUAGGAGAAGGAUCUGCAAAAAGCCACGCUGGGAAGGUGGGAUGUCAAAAAAUAUCAGGGACUUCCAGAGCGCAGAGCAGCAGCACCGAGCUGGUGGCCACAGCCGUGGAGCCGCUGCCCCGUCCCACGCAGCACCAGCGCCUGGCCCAGCACCGGGUGCUGCUUUGUAGGGCUUUUUUUUCAGCCAGGAGCAGGGAGGUUAACGGGAUCGGAGCCAGCUGAUGCCAAGGAGCCAUAAUACCGUGCCUCUCCCUUUCUUUUCCCUCUUUUAGCCCAGCCCCUCGUAGCUCUGCUUGGGAUUCAGGAGUGACCUCAGCCCUUUCCUUGGGGACCCUUCCUCAUGGGCCGCUGCCCAGGCACAAAGCACCCUGGCCUUUGGGGCGCAGGAGAGAGAUUUGGGAAGGUCACCAGUUCAGGCUGCGUGUCCUGGCCCUGGUUCAGGGGCCAGCAAGUCAGAGGGAGGUCACGGGGGGGAUGCUCACCAGGCGCCCCACGAAGCCCUGCAGAGGGAAAGCACCUUCCUGCCAGAAGGGAAGUUGCACAGCGAGGGAGAAAGUGAAAUCCCAGAGUAGAAGUCCUAGACAGAGCUGCUGCCCGCUGCCACCAAGCCUGGCAGCAGCAGGGACACUUCUGCAGCUGCCCCGUGCCCGGGCACCACCCCGGCUUAAAUCCUCUCCGUGUUUCCUAGUGGGUGCCUUUAGUUUUGGGGCUGUCUCAAGCCCCUCUGCGCGGGGCGCACAGCGGCGUGCCGGAGCUGGGAGACGUCGCACCGCAUCCCAUCACCUCCCUGCAGCAGUGCUUGAACCAGGUUACGGGGAAUUUGCUCGCAGGGUGCACGCGGGGCCCCUUCCCCGCGGCCCCUGCUGCUCGCCCUGGCUGUCAGCAGCCUGGCCCUCAGGGUUAUGAAAGCCCUGCUGGUGCCCCGCUGGAGACAAUGGGUCAGGAGCAUGGGUUGUCUGCCAGCACAGCCCAGCAGCGGCUGUCUGGGGGCAGGAUUUCCCCACACGCAAUUAGCUCCAGUGCUGGCGCAGCGCUGGGCUCGGGGGCACGGGGGUCCCGGAGUGCCCACACUCCGCACAGCUUUCCCUCUGCUGUCCCCGGGGGCUGGGGCUGCUCCGGGCCCCCGAGAGCAGCGUCCGUGCCCUUGGCUGACCCGCGCACAUCUGGAGCCCUGCUUGCCAUCGAGUCCUCCCCGUCACCGUGGGGCUGUGGGGACAGAGGGGCUCAGGCUUUUGCUCUCUCUGGGUCCAGGAAAAUGGAUUUUAUUUUUUUUUUUAAAGCUCUGAGCAAAGAAAAUAAGGAGAAAAAAAUGAGAUAAAUUAGCAUCAGCCCUUGCCAACCCCUUUUGUCCUUUCCUAAUGUCAUCCCUGUCUGACUCCUGCCAGCCUGCGUCCCCUGCCAGCAUCCCCUGCGUGCAAGGACAAGUUUUUAUCUGCUGAGCAAAGAAACUCGUGUUUGCUUUGCAGUCCAAUGGCUCUCCUGGAGAUGCCAAAGGUGAUAUCCGCUCACCCUGGGAGAGCAGCGCCUGCGGUGCCGGGGCCUCCCCCGUGCCCUGCUGGGCUGAGAAGUGGGCUGAGAAGUUGGUGGGGCACAGGGCAGAGCCCAGGCACCCUCUGCCACCACGUUCAUGGAGCUGCGCUGUGCCACCGUGGCUUUUUCCCCAAGGAGAUGCCACUCUGGGGACGAGCAGGGUCCCCAGGCUGGGGGACAGGGGCUGGGGCAGCCUCCCCGAGGGCUGUGAGCUGUGAAUGGCCCCGAAACCGCCUUUGUUCCCCUCCCCGGGGGGCAGGACGGCAGCGCCGCGGGUAUAAAGGGGGCGGGGGCCCUGAUCCCGGCCCCAUCCCCAUCCCCAGCCCUGUCCCCAGCCAUGGGCCACCCCGCUGUGCCCACCACCCUGCUGCUCUGCCAGCUGGGGCUCGCCGCGGCCAUCCAGUGGCUGUGAGUAACGGGGCGCAAGGGGGGAGGGAGGAAGGGGAAGGAAGGAUGGGGGGCUCCCUAGGGGUCCCCCACAGCGGCUCUGCCCCCUGUCACCCUCUCCACAGGUCCCCAUUUGCUCGUCACCUGUGGUCCCCAUCCCUUGGCCCCCAGCCCGGUGCCCAU
Messenger RNA from Anas platyrhynchos (mallard), 7798 nucleotides. Its product is annotated as transforming growth factor beta activator LRRC32-like. Gene Ontology annotation, molecular function: protein binding. NCBI's taxonomy places the organism in Eukaryota, Metazoa, Chordata, Aves, Anseriformes, Anatidae. The record is from RefSeq and is a predicted model, not a curated record.